AUGACAGCCAUUGUGUGGGCUUUGGAAGCACGUGUCGAAUUUCUUCACGUGGCACUUCAUAAAGAGGUCAGGCGCUGUUUGUCAGCUGUCGUCGAGAUGCCUCAACUGUACAAACGGGUACGUGAACGCACUUACGGUAAUGAUGAACUCGCCAGUGCAGUAGCGGCCAUAAAGAACGGGAUGUCCUACCGAGAGGCGGCUAGUGUCUUCUCCAUUAAGAAGGCAACCCUUGAGAGAUAUGUUAAACGUUCAAAAGAGACGCCUCUUGUAAAAAUUGUGGAUCAGGGAAGACCUCCUGUCUUUUCACGAGAGCAAGAAACCCACCUCGUCUCAAGGCUGCUCCAACUGGCCGAAAGAGGAUUUCCCCUGACAUCAAAAGAUGUUCGCACUGCAGCGUUCAAGCUUGCUGUGUCUCUUAACCUGAAUCAUCCAUUUCAAGAGCCUGCUGCUGGACGAGACUGGCUUCGAGGAUUCCUCAAACGUCACAAGGAUCUCUCAAUUCGUCAGGCUGAGGGAUUGUCACGGGUUAGGGCGGCUGGUUUGACAAGGGAAAGAGCGAACGGCUUUUACGACCUCCUGGAAAAGGCUUUGGAAGAGAUGAACUUACAAGGUUACCCCCAACUUAUCUACAACAUGGAUGAGACAGGGUGUCCAAUGAACAACCGUCCGCCGAAGGUGGUCACAAAAAAAGGUGAGAAGACAGUGGUCGCAAGAACACUGAAUGAGAAGGGCGAAAACGUGACUGUCAUUGUGGCGUGCAAUGCGGCGGGAAUGUACAUUCCUCCCAUGGUUGUGUUUAAGGGGAAACGUCUAUUGUCGGAGUUCAACGCAGGCAUGCCAAAUGGGUCGGUGGUCGUCAUGUCGGACUCGGGAUACAGCAACGAAGAGAUUUUUUUGCAGUGGCUGAAGCACUUCCAGGCUCACCGACCUCAAGGCCGAACUCUCUUGAUCUUGGAUGGCCACGUGAGUCACACUAAGGACAUAGACGACCUGAACUACUGCAUAGAAAACGACAUCGUCAUGUUAUGCCUCCCAAGUCACACAACGCAUGCCCUGCAGCCACUGGACACGUGCUUUUUCAAGCCAUUUAAGCACACCUACCACCAGCUUCUGAACCAGUGGGUGCGCUUUCAUCCAAACGAUGUCUUCACAAAAUCGAAGUUUGGUCACAUUUUGGGACAGGUAUGGGCGUCUGUAGCGACCCCUGCUAAUGCUUCGAGCGGCUUUGAGGCCACAGGAAUUUUUCCCUUCAACCGAUUGCGUGUGCCGGAUCACAAAUUUGCUCCUGCGCAGCUGGAUGAACCCUCCACUAGCUCCGCGCUGCAAGGCACGCCACGUCCGGAAGACAGCCAGAGCAGAGAGCGUGCAGGGGAUGCGUCGUCGUCGUCUGCGAGUUCUGCACCUGCUGAGCCAACGACCCCACCAGAUCCUGCGACAUCUGUGAGGCAGGUAAUCCCUUCACCAGCGAAAAUUUCCAGGCAGGCACGUCGGAGCCGAAUGCAGAGUAGCUUUGUGGUCACAUGCCCUGAAAAUGCACAUUUUUGA
Molecule: messenger RNA, 1545 nt
Organism: Ornithodoros turicata
Lineage: Eukaryota; Metazoa; Arthropoda; Arachnida; Ixodida; Argasidae
Exons: 3
Coding region: 1-1545 (514 amino acids)
Cellular component (GO): nucleus
Molecular function (GO): DNA binding
Source: RefSeq, a predicted model, not a curated record